Heterobilharzia americana is the source of this 1358-nucleotide messenger RNA. The record is from the annotation of a GenBank genome assembly. Lineage: Eukaryota; Metazoa; Platyhelminthes; Trematoda; Strigeidida; Schistosomatidae.
CUCGGAUGUUUUGCUGGAGUGUUUACGAAUUCCAUUGUAUCAUUGGUAUUUUCCUUCGGAAUAUUAUCUGGUUUGGGUGCCAGUCUGUGUAUUACAUCUGCCCUUGUCGUAGUAUCUGUGUAUUUCGACGAUAGAAGAGCUACUGCCACCGUUUGUCUAUUGCCGGCACGGGUGUUGGUGCACUUAUAUUCGCUCCAAUGGUCGAUAUGCUCCUGAAUAUUUACACAUGGCGGGGUGCAAUGAUGAUAUUAUCCGGAUUUUUCCUUAACAUGAUAGUGUGUGGUGCUCUGAUGCGGCCUGUUGAGACUCAUAUCGAGAGACGUCAUCGACAGCGCCUUGCUUGGUUAGAACAUCUAGCUCGUGAGUCGGGUUUACCUCCUCCCUUAGAAAGUGCAGAUUAUAUAGAUAAAGACGUACUUGGUCGAAUUAAAUUACUACGUGACCGUAUGCUAGCUCCCCGCAGAGUUACAAUGAGCUAUUUACACUCUACAAAUGAAGUCAGUUGGAAAAUAAAUUCAGAUACUGCUCGUGCUAAUCCUCGAUUUGUCGAAAAUUGUAUUGAGAUCUCAGAAAAUGGCAAAAGCUACCCAAAAGACCAAUCUCAUAUCCCUUUAGCCCAGUCAAAUUUAUUACCUAUACCCGAAGAAUCACCGCUACUGCAACACAACAGCAACCAAGAUGCACAUGAGCAAAAGUACAAUUCCUUGGCAUUUAAUAUUCGGAAGGCUGAGGUAAGUGAAUCAGCUGAUAAGAAAAUGUGCAGUUCCAAUCAUCUUAAUCCUGGGACUAAAUUAUCUUCAGAGAACCGAAGUUAUAGUCAGGAUAAAUACCAUACGGGAUCGGGGAACGUGGUUACUGACAAGUUCGUUGAGCUAAAUGACAGAUGUGCAACUACCGAGAAUCCUGUUGCUGCUAACAGCAGAAUAACACAUUCCCCUCCAGCAAGCGGGAAGAUGUGCGCUCCUUACCCUUCAUUUUGUAAAGGCAAUCAAGCUCACAUAAACCAUGAUUUUUAUGAUACAAACUCUCUCAAACUUACACACAAUGAUCCUCAGAGUCCUACUCGAGAAAACAUAUUGUCUCAUACUCCUUCAUUUUGUGGCAUUUCGACAUGUCUGAUGCCAUUUUUAAAUACGUUUUUGUCUAUGGCAGCUUAUGCUAGCGUAUUUGGCAUGGGGUUGGCAGCAAAUGAUGCUCUGUGUACUGUUCUACUGGUAGAAUUUGUUGGACUGCAUCGUCUCACAAAUGGACUCGGGAUUUGUUUUUUCUGUCAAGGUGUUGCAAAUAUUUUGGGACCACCAAUGAUUGCGAGUACAAACCCAUCAGCAAUCGCGGAAAACUGUUUUGCCUGCCUCUAA